Schistocerca gregaria is the source of this 1579-nucleotide messenger RNA. RefSeq names its product putative serine protease K12H4.7. Gene Ontology annotation, biological process: proteolysis. The transcript is spliced from 9 exons. The record is from RefSeq and is a predicted model, not a curated record. Gene Ontology annotation, molecular function: serine-type exopeptidase activity; dipeptidyl-peptidase activity. The coding region runs from base 35 to 1504 and encodes 489 amino acids. NCBI's taxonomy places the organism in Eukaryota, Metazoa, Arthropoda, Insecta, Orthoptera, Acrididae.
AACAGAACGUAAGGUGCGUGUAGUUGAAAACCGAAUGAUGAUGGGUAGAGUGCUGCUACUUGUGGUCGCCUUGGCGACGUUGCUGGCGCUGUGCGCCGCCGCCCCCACGGACAACCGCCAACGGCGCCGCCCCACGUUUGACUGGAUGCUGAGGAAGCUCCGUCCCCCAAAAGUCACCUCCAGGGCUGGCAUCGAACAGCUGUGGUUCGAGCAAGUCUUGGACCACUUCGAUUCGACCAACACUGCAACCUGGAGACAGCUCUACUACCGCAGCGGCGAGUACUACAGGCCUGGAGGCCCCGUCUUCCUCUUCAUCAGCGGGGAGUCUGCAGCCAGUGAUACGUGGCUGGCUGGAGGCUACAUGUUCGACCUGGCUGUGCAGCACGGCGCCUACAUGUACGAACUGGAACACCGCUUCUACGGCUCCAGCAGGCCCACGCCUGACACGAGCUCGGCGAACCUGCGCUACCUGAACUCGACUCAGGCGCUGGAGGACCUGGCGUCCUUCAUCCGGCAGCAGCGCCAGGACAACCCUCAGCUAGGCGCCGCCAAAUGGGUGGUCUUCGGCGGUUCGUACGCCGGCAACCUGGCCGCCUGGGCGCGACUCCGCUACCCGGACAUCAUCGACGGAGCCGUCGCCUCCAGCGGACCCGUCCUCGCACAGGCCAACUUCCUAGAGUACCUGGAGGUCGUGACCGAGAGCAUGCAGACGUUCGACUCGGAGUGCGUCUCUGCAGUGGCUGAAGCCACGCAGGAGUUCGAGCAGCUGCUGCAGAGCGACGGCGGCGUGUCCGCCAUCAGCGAGCUGUUCGGGCUCUGCUCACCAUUGGACGUGUCCCAAGAAUACGACGUGGCGGGUCUGACCAGCUUCGCCGUUAACCUGUUCUCGGGGGCAGCGCAGUACAACUCGGUCUCCAGAAUCGGAAGCAGCACUGUGGAGCAGUACUGCGAGGAGCUGAGGAGCGCCAGCGGGAACUCGGCGCUGGAGCGCCUCACCAACUUCUUGGGAUUCGAUGACGCGUCAUCGUGCGUCGAUCCCGACUACGAAGCUUCUAUCGAGUACUACCAGAGCACUGAAUGGAGCGCUGACAUCACGCGCCAGUGGCUGUGGCAGACGUGCACAGAGUUCGGCUACUACCAGACCACGGACUCUGCCAACCAGCCGUUCGGCAACAGGAUGACGCUGUCUUACUUCACUGACAUGUGUGCCUUACUUUACGGCUCAGAGUACACGGCGGAGCGAGUGGAGGAAGGCGUGACGAACGCUAACUUGCUGUACGGGGGUCGCAACCCCGACGUCACCAACGUCGCCUUCGUGAACGGCGGCCUCGACCCGUGGCACGCACUCGGAGUGCUCGAGGACAUCAACGAAUCGUCUCCAGCCAUCAUCAUUGAGUACCAGUCUCACUGCUCGGACCUGUACUCCCCGUCACUUCUGGACAUCCCACAGCUGACGGCAGCACGAGAGAGGAUCGCAGAGCUGGUCGCUCAGUGGAUCAGCUAGGGUGCACACAGCAGGUCAAGAGUACUGAACAAAUGUGUAAUCAAUUACUACUAAUAAAGCAAGAAAUAAAAACUA